UAACAUGGCCAGCGAGGCUGAAUUAUACAUUAAUUGCGUGUGCAUGAUUAUUAAAAUAUAAUCGACGAUGGUAUCCAUCCUUGAAAUGAGAUUCCUUGAGCUUCAGUUUCGCCCUACAACGACCGUGAGCAGAAGGAUGCACGUGGGGCAUCCUUUUUCAUCGCGACCGCGCGCUUCGCCGCCUCCCAGAAGCGAUCGAAAAGCCUGUACGCGCAUCCAACAAUACGUGAUUGGGGUGUGAACUGCUGUUUACACCAAGUGUCAUAAGACACAUACGCGCGCACGGCGCGCGUAACGUCUCCCCCUGUAUAUAUAAACUACUGACGAGCAAGCGGCAAAGUUUAGUCGGUCGAUCGUCCUAAUCGCGGAUGUGAACGCAUCUCAUUGUCAGUGCCUUCGACAGUAGCGGUGACGGUAGAAGGGCCGUGUGACACUUUUACGGUGUAUAUCUCAGUUGAACCGCAACACGCCAGGCAAGAUGUGGACCUACGUUGCGUUUUUAGCCGUGAUCUACGUCGUGUACACGCUAAAGAAUUACAUCAGGAUCCUGAGAUUUAUUUUGACCCUCGGUGGACCGAAGACGGUGCCGAUCCUUGGCAACGCGAACCUGAUUUUUGAUGGAAAUCUCGUACGGAGGAUGACAGACGAAGCGCCGCUUUACGGCCGCAUCUUCCGGAUAUGGCUAACGUUCCUGCCGUACGUCGUGCUGGUGGAGCCCGAGGACAUCCAAGUGGUGCUCAGCAGCAUAAAGCACACGCAGAAGAUAUGCUUCUACAAGCUGCUCGACAAUUUCCUGGGCAAGGGCCUGGUUACGCGGCGGGCCGACAAGUGGCGGAUACACCGGCGAAUCUUGCAGCCGGCCUUUCACCUUCACAUACUCGAAAAAUUCGUCGAGACGUUCGGCGAGUACGCCGAUCGCCUAGUUAACAAGCUGCUCGAAAAGAACGAGCAGAACGUAAACGUUACCGUAUUCGUCAACAACUCGGUGUACGACAUAUUAAUCGAGACGAUUUUGGGCUCGCCGGCGAACCGAACAGGCAGCAACGGCGAGGACGAUACGCCAUUCAGAAAGGGCCAGAUAAUGCUGCCGUACAGAUUCGCGCGGCCCUGGCUGCUCAUCGAUUGGAUCUACCAACUGACGGCGGCCGGGAAAUUGGAGGAACGGCAGCAGAAGGAUCUCUUCGAUUUUUGCUUCAAGAGGAUGAAGGAGAAGCGCGAGUUCCUCCGGAAGAACGGCUCAUUCGUCACGGAUGGGGAUGGCGCGACCAGGAGAAGAAUGUCCCUACUCGAGUACAUGGUCGAGAUCAACGAGAGGAAUCCACUGUUCACCGAGCGAGACAUCAUCGAGGAAUGCUGCACCUUCAUGUUGGCCGGCCAGGACUCGGUCGGCACCGCCACCGCGAUGACCCUCUUCCUUCUGGCGAACAAUCCUAAAUGGCAAGAGAGAUGCGUCGCCGAGCUGAACGAGAUCUUUGGCGAUGACACGAGAUCACCCACUAUGCUGGACCUGAAAGAGAUGAAGUGCCUGGACAUGUGCAUCAAAGAAUCCAUAAGGCUGUAUCCCAGCGUACCGUUCUUCGCCAGGACACUCGGAGAGGACGUGAGAAUAGGAGAGCGCGUGAUACCAGCUGGUUGCGGCAUAUUUAUGACGCCAUUCUGCACACAUCGCUUGCCCCAUCAUUUUCCUCAUCCCCAUGACUUUAAGCCCGAACGCUUUAGUCCCGAGAACUCCGAAGGAAGGCAUCCCUACGCCUACAUACCCUUCAGCGCUGGACCUCGCAAUUGCAUUGGAUACAAGUUUGCCAUGCUCGAGAUGAAAUCGGUCAUCAGUGCGAUUCUUAGGAAAUGCCAAUUGGAACCGGUACUCGGGAAGGAAAGGGUGAUAGCUAAGUUUCGAGUAACAAUUAGGGCGCACGGUGGACUCUGGGUCAGAGUGAGAGCACGCGAUAAGCAAUGCGAAACGUAACGAUUGGAUUGACAAAUCGUCAGUCUAUCGUACGUUAUAUUGGAUUAGAACAAAAGCUCGUAGCGUUGUUUAUGAAAAAAUAUUUUAUAAAAAAGAGACGAAAAGUUCUGGAAGAACUGAAUCGUAAAACACAGCGUUGAAUAACUAUUUAUACACAUAUAUAAUAAUUAAUGUCUCGGAAUUUCCAAAAAUGCUACAAAAUUUGUUGCUAUCCAGGUUUAAAAUAUAUAAUUGUUAAAUCCUUCAUUCCUUUUAAUAGAUGUAAGAAGAGUGUGAGUCUGGAAGAUAUGUGCGUGUGUAUGUGUAUGUAUAUGUAACAAUAUUGUAUAAAUCUAUCCUUUGUAAUUAUU
Ooceraea biroi (clonal raider ant) is the source of this 2316-nucleotide messenger RNA. RefSeq names its product Probable cytochrome P450 4aa1 (gene Cyp4aa1). Lineage: Eukaryota; Metazoa; Arthropoda; Insecta; Hymenoptera; Formicidae. The record is from RefSeq and is a predicted model, not a curated record. Gene Ontology annotation, molecular function: monooxygenase activity; oxidoreductase activity, acting on paired donors, with incorporation or reduction of molecular oxygen; iron ion binding.